Molecule: messenger RNA, 1848 nt
Organism: Mauremys reevesii (Reeves's turtle)
Lineage: Eukaryota; Metazoa; Chordata; Testudines; Geoemydidae
Product: pollen-specific leucine-rich repeat extensin-like protein 1
Exons: 2
Coding region: 78-1781 (567 amino acids)
Molecular function (GO): nucleic acid binding; zinc ion binding
Source: RefSeq, a predicted model, not a curated record
UCGAUGGGAGAGUGCUCGGGGAUCGAUCGCUGCCUGCUGAUCCGGUGGGUACUGUAGACAUACCCUUGGAGGCGGAAAUGGAGCUGAAGCGCUUGGAGCUGGAAAAGGCUAAGCUGGAUCAACCAGGUGGGCUUAACGGUCCUCCUCCAGGUACCACUCCUCAUUCCAAGAAAUUUCCCACAUACAAGGUAGGAGAUGAUACAGAGGCCUUAGAAAAUUCUGAAAGGGCCUGCCUUGGGUACAACAUCCCUACAGACCAGUAUAUGGUGAAACUGAGACCGCAACUCACUGGACCCUUAGCAGAGGUGGCAGCUGAAAUGCCUAAAGAACACAUGAACAAGUACAAAGUUUAUAAACACAAGGCCAAAAUUAGGAUGAGGCUAAGAACCGAGUAUGCCCAUUGCCGGUUCAGAGCCCUAAGGUGGAAACCAGACAUCGCAUUUUCACAACAUGCCUACCACAUUGUAAACCAUUGGGAGGCCUGGAUAUCAGAAGCAAAUGUUAAGUCUCUGGAAGAUCUGUCUCUCCUAAUACAAAUGGAGCAGUUCUUAGAGGGUGUUCCUGAGGAAAUAAAAAGAUACAUCCUAGAUAGGAAGCCCAAAACUGUAAUCGAGGCAGGGGAGAUGGGAGCCAAAUGGGUGGAGGAGAAGAAAAAAGCUAGUAGUAGUUGGUGCGAAUACCAGAAGGGGCAACUCGAGCAGACACCACACCAUCGGGGUCAGCCCAAGGCCCCACCUCACAAGGAGGAGCCCUCCACACAGCCAGGGAGACCCCAGAUGCCCUCUCAUCCCACCACCCUGCUCUCCAACCACCCACCUCACCCCACCCCACACUCAGCUGGGCGAUGCUUCAAAUAUAAUGAGCUGGGGCAUGUGAAGACCAAUUGCCCCAAGAGCACCAGCCAACUGCAACUCAUCACCCCAGGGUCCCACCAAGAGCCUUCAGGCCCAGAUGCCUCGCAAAUACCCCCAGAGCAAAGGGAAACUGUGAGUGUGGGUGGGAGGAAGAUUACUGCGCGGAAGGACACUGGAGUGCAGGUGUCAGCUAUCCAUCAAUCCCUGAUGGACUCCAAAUUCAUCAAGCCAGAGGCCCAAGAGAUGGUGCAACCCUUUAAGGCCAACUCUUUUAACUUGCCUACAGCCAAGUUGCCUGUCCAGGACAAGGGCUGGUCAGGAAUGAGGACUUUUUCAAUCUUAGAUGAUUAUCCCAUUCCCAUGCCGCUGUGGGAAAACUUGGCCAAGAGGGAGGGAAUGGUCACCCGCAGCCAGGCUAAACAGGCCUCCACACCUAACUCCAUUCCUGAGCUUCCUACAGGGACCCAGCCAGAGGUGGUGAAACCAGACCCCAGACCAGAGUCUAUGACAGUGGUUGCAGAUCCAGUUUCUGGGACCCAGCCAGAACCAGCCCAAGGAUCAGAACUGGUAGAGCAGUCAGCACCAGAGCCCGUGUUUGCAACCCCAUCAGAGUUAGGGGAGCCAGAACCAAAGGGCGCCACAGAGCCUGCACCUGCAGCAGCAGCUAAACUGGAACAAGAAGGUCAACUGGAGCCCAGUGCACCAGUGGACAGCGGUUUACAGUCAACGGAGACACACACACCCCAGCCCCCACCCUCUGCAUCGCUUCCAGGGGGUCCAAGCCCAAAUCCACAACCCCAACAAGAACUGAUGUCUCCAGCAUCAAGGGAGCAGUUCCAGGCAGAACAGGAAACGGAUGACUGCCUUAAGGGAGAUUGGACGGUGGCACGGAGUGGCAGACCCACUGCCUCUCAGCUCUUCCAAUAGGUCCAGAUUUGUUGUAGAAGGAGGACUCAUACAAGAAAUCAAGGUUCUCCAGUUUACAGCCCAGGAG